This is a messenger RNA of Carica papaya (papaya), 1893 nucleotides long. RefSeq names its product ent-kaurene oxidase, chloroplastic-like. Gene Ontology annotation, biological process: gibberellin biosynthetic process. Gene Ontology annotation, cellular component: endoplasmic reticulum; chloroplast outer membrane. Gene Ontology annotation, molecular function: iron ion binding; heme binding; ent-kaurene oxidase activity. The record is from RefSeq and is a predicted model, not a curated record. Lineage: Eukaryota; Viridiplantae; Streptophyta; Magnoliopsida; Brassicales; Caricaceae.
AUAUCUAUCUUUACAGAUAAUAUACCUUUCAAGCCUGAAGCUUAUCCAACCUCUAUAUUUUCUAUGUACUUGUAUAUAACAAUCUAAUAAACCACCAUUUUAUAUGACAUCCAUAGUUGAAAGGUUAAAAUCAACAAUGUCUUUCUCGUUAUUUUCCAUUCUUCUAGGUAUUCUCUCUUUAGCUUUCUUCUUGUUUUCUUUGAGAAGAUGGAGGUUUUCCACCAAAAGGACACAACUUUCUCGGCUUCCAACUGUUCCAGAGGUACCAGGAGUACCUUUGCUGGGAAACUUGCUGCAGUUGAAGGAGAGAAAACCAUACGUUGUGUUCACCAAGUGGGCUGAGAUUUAUGGGCCGAUAUAUUCCAUUAAGAGGGGAAGUCGAAAGCUCGUCGUUAUUAGUUCCAGCGACAUUGCUAAAGAGGCUAUGGAAACGAGGUUUGCAUCCAUAUCGACAAGGAAGCUACCAAGCGGACUGAAAGUUGUUACUAAUAAUAAAGGCACUGUUGCUACAAGUGAUUACGAUAACUUUCACAAGAUGGUGAAACGAUUUGCAAUAUCAAACGUUUUGGGUGCUAAUGCUCAGAAACGAUCUAGUUGGAAUAGAGAUCUUUUGAUUGGGAACUUGUUGACCCAACUGCAUGCACAUGACAAGAGCUUCCCCGGCCAGCCUAUAAAUUUCAAGAAAUUAUUCCAAUCCGAGCUUUUUAGAUUUGCAAUGAGACAGGCUUUAGGGAGAGAUGUGGAAUCUGUUUUCGUGGAUGAGCUUGGGAAAACUUUGUCAACAGAGGAGAUAUACAAGAUUAUAGUUUUAGACAUGAUAGAGGGUGUAACUCGAGUGGAUUGGAGAGAUUUCUUCCCAUAUCUUAAAUGGGUUCCCAACAAGAGCUUCGAAAUUGAUAUCCAGGAAAAGAAUUUUCGCAGGUUUGCAGUGAUGAAUGCCCUUAUCAGAGAACACAAGAAAUGGGUUGAUUCUGGAGAGAAUGCUACCGGUCGUUAUCUUGACUUCUUGUUGUCAGAAGAAGGAAAAUCACUUACAAAUGAACAACUUCUUAUAUUACUAUGGGAGACAAUUGUUGCAGCAUCAGACACAACUUUGGUAACAACUGAAUGGGCUAUGUAUGAACUUUCUAAAGACAAAACAAGACAGGAACUUUUGUAUAAAGAACUCCAAAGUGUGUGUGGGAUAGAGAAGAUUAAAGAGGAACAAUUAACCCAACUCCCAUAUUUGAAUGGCGUGUUCCAUGAGACUUUGAGGAAACACAGUCCAGCUCCUUUAGUUCCAAUACGCUAUGUACAUGAAGAUACCCAAUUGAGAGGCUACUAUAUUCCUUCUGGAAUCGAGAUUAUGAUAAACAUCUAUGGAUGUCAUAUGAACAAAAAUCAAUGGGAGAGGCCUGAGCAGUGGAUGCCAGAGAGGUUUUUAGAUGAGAAAUAUAAUAUCUCGGAUUUACAGAAGACGCUGGCGUUUGGGGCAGGAAGGAGGAUUUGUGCAGGUGCUCUCCAGGCAAAUUUGAUAAGCUGUGUAGCAAUAGGUAAAUUCGUACAAGAAUUUGAGUGGAGUCUGAAAGAUGGAGAGAAAGAGGAAGUUAACACUCAUAGCAUCAGCUCUCACAAGCUCCAUCCUUUGCAUGCAAUCAUAAAACCAAGAGGUUAAACCAGUAUCACUCUAUUCAUGUUAUAUACAUAUGUAUAUGUAUAUGUAUAUAUCUAUGAAUAUCCUUUGUGGGCUUUCCAAAUCGAUCUCAGUUACUGUUUAUAAUAUUAGGUUUUGCGAAACCUCGCUAGUUGCUCUAUUAUAUAUGUUCAUGAUGAGAUGAAUAAUUUAUUGUUAUUGGGUCCUAGAACCCCAAACUCCUGCAAACAUUCUAGUUUUAAUGAAUAAUUCUGUCAGAA